Molecule: messenger RNA, 2511 nt
Organism: Maylandia zebra (zebra mbuna)
Lineage: Eukaryota; Metazoa; Chordata; Actinopteri; Cichliformes; Cichlidae
Source: RefSeq, a predicted model, not a curated record
AUGAUGCAAGAAUCUGGGACGGAGGCGACGAGCAACGGCCCAGCCAAUGAGAAUGGAGGAGCGAGCGUGGAGGGAGUACCCAGAGAGGGGCGACCAAAAAGUGCCGCGCCGUCAGCGGAAGUGACUGCAGCAGAUUUCCUGCAUCUCCAGCAGCACCAGGCUCUUCAAAUGGCUCGGCAAAUACUUCUUCAGCAACAGCAGCAAUCCCAGCCACAGCAACUGCAGUCUCAGCAAAAUACUGGUCGCAAAUCCCCCAAAGCCAACGACAAGCAGCAAAGCCUGCAGGUUCCAGUGUCAGUGGCUAUGAUGACACCUCAAGUGAUAACUCCACAGCAAAUGCAGCAGAUUCUUCAGCAACAAGUCCUGAGCCCUCAGCAGCUCCAGGUUCUUCUCCAGCAGCAACAGGCCCUCAUGUUACAACAGCAGCAACUCCAAGAAUUCUACAAGAAGCAGCAGGAACAACUCCACCUCCAGCUCCUCCAGCAGCAGCAACAGCAGCAACAUGCAGGCAGCAAGCAGAGUAAAGAGCAGGUGUCAGCACAGCAGUUGGCUUUCCAGCAGCAGCUCCUGCAGGUCCAGCAGGUCCAGCAGCAGCACCUGCUCAACCUUCAGAGGCAAGGACUGCUCAGCAUCCAGCCUGGACAGACUGGCCUGCCACUGCACUCCCUCACUCAGGGCAUGAUUCCGACAGAGCUGCAACAACUGUGGAAAGAGGUGACAAACGCUCACGUAAAGGAGGAGCACAACAACAGCAGCAGUAACAACGGCCACCGGGGUCUCGACCUGUCCUCCCCGGCACCGCCAAAGAACCCACUCCUCAACCAGCAUGCCUCCACCAACGGCCAGUACAUGAGUCACAAGAGAGAAGGAUCCACGCUAGAAGAGCCUUCCCCCCACAGUCACCCUCUGUACGGCCAUGGCGUUUGCAAGUGGCCCGGUUGCGAGGCAGUGUUUGAUGAUUUCCAGUCAUUCCUCAAACAUCUUAACAAUGAGCACGCCCUGGAUGACAGGAGCACAGCCCAGUGUCGGGUGCAAAUGCAGGUCGUACAACAGCUGGAGCUGCAGCUAGCAAAAGACAAAGAGCGUCUGCAGGCUAUGAUGACGCACCUUCAUGUCAAGUCCACGGAGCCCAAAGCCACCCCACAGCCGCUCAACCUAGUGUCCAACGUCACGUUGUCCAAGUCGGCCCCAGAGGCCUCUCCUCCUCUGAGCCUUCCCCAGACCCCCACCACACCAACAGCACCGCUUACACCCCUCUCCCAGACCCAUUCUGUCAUCACAGCCACAAACCUCCACAGCAUGGGCCCUAUGCGACGGCGAUAUUCAGAAAAGUACAACAUGCCCAUCUCUCCAGAUAUCAGUCAGAACAAAGAGUUUUACAUGAAUACAGACGUAAGACCACCAUUCACGUAUGCCUCACUAAUAAGACAGGCAAUCCUCGAAUCUCCAGAAAAGCAGCUAACACUAAACGAAAUCUACAACUGGUUCACACGAAUGUUUGCAUAUUUUAGGCGCAACGCAGCAACGUGGAAGAAUGCAGUCCGGCAUAAUCUUAGUCUUCACAAGUGUUUUGUGCGGGUAGAAAACGUAAAAGGGGCUGUGUGGACAGUGGACGAAAUAGAGUUCCAAAAGAGACGGCCUCAAAAGAUCAGUGGAAGUCCAGCCUUAGUGAAGAACAUUCAGACCAGCUUGGGCUAUGGUCCGACCCUCUCUGCUGCCUUCCAGGCUUCAAUGGCAGAAAACAACAUACCUCUAUACACUACUGCUUCCAUUGGAAGUCCCACCCUCAAUUCCCUGGCCAACGCCAUCCGUGAGGAGAUGAAUGGAGCAAUGGACCAUGGAAACAGCAACGGCAGUGACAGCAGCCCGGGACGCUCGCCCCUGCCAGCUAUGCAUCACAUCAGCGUUAAGGAGGAACCACUGGACCCCGAAGACCACGACGGGCCCCUCUCCCUGGUAACGACUGCCAAUCACAGUCCGGAUUUCGAUCACCACAGAGAUUACGAUGACGAGCAGGGCCACGACGACAUGCUGUAAGGCUAGCGCCGCCCACCUCCCUCCCCAGCCUCAGAGGCCGAGGCAGUCCGGGUCAUUCGGGAGACAGAAACGCUCUGCAGAUAACAAACACUGAACUGCAGUCUCAGCCACUGAUGACAGCUCGCAAAUGUCUCCAAGUUGACUUUUUUUUAGUGCCAUUAAAAUACAUAGCAAGAACACACAUGAGAAAACACAGAUGCUGCCCCCACAUGAGGGCUCUUUUUUCCCUCUGAUUCCUUUCUACUUUUGAUUUAAGUAGCGCUUAAAACGUGAAAACAAACUUUGUUUCUACUCAUCUGUCGGACAGACUGUAUUUUUUUUUUUUUGGUACGGGAGGGGGGGGUGCGACGUGUCCGUGCUAUGGGAUAACCCUUGCCACGCAGCCAGGACGGACUGCACUCAACGGACUGCAGAAGAGGAGGGGGAGGUGUUUGUCUCCCUCUCCACCCUCCCCCACGCUUCCCCCCCCCCCCA